This is a messenger RNA of Adineta ricciae, 252 nucleotides long. The record is from the annotation of a GenBank genome assembly. Lineage: Eukaryota; Metazoa; Rotifera; Eurotatoria; Adinetida; Adinetidae.
AUGAAAAGAAAUAUUGUUAGGUGUGAACAUAGUGGAAGAGUUCAUCGAUGUCCAUCCGACACAUGUUCUCCAGUUGGUCGUGUUCAAAUUUAUCAGAAGUAUUCAAGUGAUUGUUAUCAAACUGGUCAACCAAGUGCAGAUGGACAAACAUUUAGUCAAAAAUGGUAUCGAAUUUAUUUACCAAAUAAAGCAAAAGGUUUUGUUAACAGUUUCUUUUGUGAAGGAGUGAAAAUUCCACGUUGUAAAAGAUAA